This is a messenger RNA of Trichomonas vaginalis G3, 996 nucleotides long. Its product is annotated as keratin-associated protein family. Lineage: Eukaryota; Parabasalia; Trichomonadida; Trichomonadidae. The coding region runs from base 1 to 996 and encodes 331 amino acids. The transcript has a single exon. The record is from RefSeq and is a predicted model, not a curated record.
AUGAACAAAGUUUUGAAAUCUCAUAAACACAACAUCUCCGAUAUAAAUGAACUUCAAGCUACAUUAAAUAGUAAAGCCGACAAGAACCAUACACAUGAAUCCUUCACUACUGUUAGAGCAGACGACAUAAUAUUGAACUAUACCCUUAGUUCAAGUGCACCUUUAGAGAAUCCAAGUACAAGCGUAAAAGAUACACUAAACUCCUUAAAUAGUAAAUGUAUGAACAUUGAAGGUCAUGUCAGAAACUUUGAAACAUAUAAACUACCAGCAAUGUUAGUUAAAAAAGCAGAUAAAGAACAUACGCAUAACUCCUUCUCAACUGUUGCUAUAGAAAGUAUUGAAGGAACGGUUGGCGGAACUGGUGGGGAUGCAUUAUAUUAUAAACCUCCUAACUUUCCACAAGGUUUAACAUCGAAUGAAAACAUAACAACGAAGAAAGAAAUUAGCUGUAAAAAUGUUUAUGUCAUGGAUGAUGAAAAUAAUGUUAAAUUCACUGCUCAAGAUUUAUAUGAUAAGAAAGCAGACAAAACAGAGCUUCAAACAUUAAAGACUGAAAUACUUCAAACAUUAUAUCCUAUAGGCUCUAUUUAUACGUCAAUGAAUUCAACAAAUCCGGCAAGUGUUUUAGGUUUUGGUACGUGGAAGCAGAUUGUAGAUAAAUUCUUAUACUGUGCUAAAUAUUCAAAGCAAACAGGAGGUUCGAAGAAAAUUAAAAAAGCAAACCUUCCACCGCACACUCAUACAGGAACUACAAACACAACAGGUAAUCAUUCACAUUCAAUAACAAAAAGAGGUUAUACAAAUCUUGCAGCAGGUUCGGAUAGACAGGGAAUGCAUAGAUAUGAUAUUUCAAGUGACCCAGUAGAUUCAAGCGCAGGUAUUUUCUGUGGAACCACAGGAAAUCAUUCACACACUUUCACAACAAAUCCAACAGGCUCGGGUGCAGAUUAUAUGCCACCAUUUGUGACUGUAUUCGCAUGGUACCGCGUUCAAUGA